Messenger RNA from Dunckerocampus dactyliophorus (ringed pipefish), 4688 nucleotides. RefSeq lists its product as uncharacterized. The coding region runs from base 166 to 1251 and encodes 361 amino acids. The record is from RefSeq and is a predicted model, not a curated record. Gene Ontology annotation, molecular function: guanyl-nucleotide exchange factor activity; protein binding. Lineage: Eukaryota; Metazoa; Chordata; Actinopteri; Syngnathiformes; Syngnathidae. Gene Ontology annotation, biological process: positive regulation of GTPase activity. The transcript has 6 exons. Gene Ontology annotation, cellular component: cytosol.
ACCCCCAACAGGCCAGGAAAGAGAGCUGGCAGCGCCACCAGACGCUGGCAGCCUUCACUUGGCGCUAGGAGCUGUGGCAGGCAGCAGGAGGGCGCAGUGUGAGCUUUAAAAGGAGGCCUGUUUAAAACGUGGAGAGAAAGCAACAGGAGCUAAGAGGAGAGCAGGAUGGGACAUCCCCACAUGCUGCUGACGUUCACGUACCCAUCCGUCCACAAGUCCAGCAGCCUGCAGCCCCACGCGCCCCACGCCACAGAGAAUCUGAACAAUGCUUUAGGCGCCAUCAGAGUCCUCGGACUGGAGAUGAUUGAAGAUGAGCUGAAGCCUCACUUGUGCACGGUGCUGGUGACCAUCCAGGAGGGAAGUGAGUUGCUCUACUUUGUGGGCUGCAUGUCUUCAUCAGCCAAUCAGCCGUCCUGGUGUGACGUGACGCUGUGGUUAGUCAUUUACAUGCUUCUGCACACCCAACGCAACAGAGGGGCUUGUAUGAUCCACACUUUUAGGUGCCUGAAGUUCACGUAUCAAAACACGUUGUUCCGCUCGUGUCCAGACAAGGGCGCCGCUGAGCAGGUGGUGAUUAGCGGCAUCCUUCCGGUUCUGGCGUGGUUGCUGAGGAGCAGAGGUCCUUUGGCGCUGCUGACGGCCAGACUGGUGUCGGAACUCGCCAAGGAAUCUGUGGUGCGUAAAGGGUUCGGAGACUCUGGCCUGGUCGUGGCUCUGCUGUCCGUGCUGACCAGUCCGGACCAGGACCUGCUGAGACACGCUGCCCAGGCCGUCGCUCGAGUGUCUUAUGACAGCUCUAAACAUCAGCAGUCGCUCCUACGCAAAGGGGCGGUGCCUCGGCUGGUGGCCGUCCUGCUCCGCUUCCCCGGCAACGAGGUCCUGGAGGAGGUGUGCCUUCGGGCCCUGUGCAACCUCAGCGGCAUGGGCGUACCGGAAGAUGCAGGGGUGGUGUGGGAGAGGAACGAGUCCGCCACACCCGGGGAGUCUGUCUUCCACGGCGUCUCCUCACACACGUGCGGCUUCCUGUCCUCUGUGACAUUGGUGCGCGUGUGCCACUGGGCGCCGGCGCAGCACGCCAUCAGCAUCGAAGUGGUGCAGCGAUGCUCCACCUCCUUCUUGAACUUGCACGCCAACAAACAGGCCACCGGAUGGUUCCCCUUCACUGGUUUGUGGAGAUGUUCAAAGACCCCAGGGAGGAAUGCCCCCAGGCGCUCCAGCCUGAGCACGCUGAUGUUCCACACCUUCCUCUGAUAGCCGCAAAGACGCUAGGCUAGGCUAGGCUAGGCUAGGCUAGGCUAGGCUAACUCACCGCCACUCUGUUUCUUCCUUGUUUGCCUCAUGAAGUGGACUGUAAAGAGUUUACGUACGAAAAAAGGCAGCUUGCGUUAGAUUCUGUUGUUUUCAGGAUCAGUGUUGUUGUUGAACAACUGAAAGUACGAAAGCGGCUUCACGAUGUGUACUACCCUUCCACAACUGCAUGAAAAAGCAACAUUUUAGCAUCUCACUUCUCUAACAAACUGGGCAAACAAAGCUAAUCUUAGUGUUAACCACUAGGUGGGGGGCUCGUACUGUACACCCCUUCCACGUAGUCUAUGAGCUACUUCUUCCUUCAAGUUAACGUUGAAGUGAAGAAUAUUGGGCUUGUAAUUGUAAUUAGCGCUGCCAUUAUUGCUUGUAACUGGCUGCAGGCAGGCCUCCUCCCUCCCCCGUCCUAACUUUAUUAGACUCUGCUAAGCACUGGAAUGUUUCAUGGCAGGAGACCAGUAACGCAUAGCAAAGUUCACUCGGUGAAAGCUUCCAGAAGAUCACUUGGACAGCAACGCAUGGAUGUUUAGACGGACAUGAUGGUCCAGUGUGGUGUUGAAAUGAAGCGUUUGGGCUGGAUGAAGCACGUUGGUGAGGCCAAGGAAACUUCAGGGCUACAAACUGCAUCCAGUGACCCCCAGUUAAGUUGGGUCCGAGUGAGCAGGGCCGCAUCAAGUACUCGGUCUGGAAUCUGGGAGUGCUUCCGACUACCCAGCAUGCUUUGCAGCAUUGUAAAAAGUUAGGUGUUUAGAGUUGGUAUAGUUAAUGGUGUCCAUCUUGCCUCGUGUGCGUUACCUUAGCUGGUACACGUCGGGCAUGUUGUGAAGAGGCAACACGGGGCUCUUCUUCAUCGCAAACAAACACGUUUAAUCACCAAAGCUGAAGAUGCAGGAAAUUUGGCUCGGUUAUAUUACAGUCAUAUAACUCUGAUCAAUAAUUCAUCAGGAACGUUAGCAUGGAAGGCUUUUAAUUGCUGCUCGUCUUUGCUCAUGAGUGCUUUCAGCUUGAAUCCUGACUGUGUUUUCUGAGAAAGCAGCGCUGUGCCUAACAUGGCCGUCAUCCUAACAGGAAACACUUUGGCAUUAAAGCCCAUGAGAUGAUGGGCGUCUGUGUGAUGUCUCAUGAAAGUCAGCCAUUUGUAUUUUUUGGAAGUCAAAUUGCUCCACGGCCUCCUGCUGUGAGCGACAGAAUGAAUACAUACAUCUGAAUGAAUGUUGCCCCUCAUCCACAAUCCUCAUGUGGGACGUGAACACACUCCUUUCUUCUUUCUGUGCCUUCUAAAGACAUAAAAACUGGUAAAAAGAGGCAACUAAUUAAUGCACGCCAUGGGACUCGCCUAUGAAAACACCUCCAAAAGGUUCCAACAAGGUGUAGUGGUUUUCCAUCCAUGCUGUGAGCGUGUAGUAGCAGCUACAUUCAUCAUAACAUGGAAUACUUCCUUCCUGGGUGCAUUGGUGUCACAUAGCAACAUAGAAAGGAACGCUACACCUAGCAUCAAACACAAAAACACAGCUCCAAUAUGCAUUGUUAACGAGUGUGUGGUGAAGCUAGUCGCUAGCCGGCUAGUAGCUAGCCGGUGUGGUGUGGCGAGGUGUCACUACGCCAGUAAGGUAGUUCUUGGGUGUAACGAUGUUAAUAAGAAUAAUAAUAACAAUGUGCUUCAUAUGCAGCUCACAUGAUGCAAACGGAGGUUUUUUCAGAAGCCUCAUAGGUGGAAUAGGUGUGUCCCAUUACAUGCAUUCUUAGCUGCCUCUUGCUAGCUGUUUUUAUAUCUUUACAAGGCACAGAGAAGAGAAAGACGUGUUCAUGUCUCACACAAGGAUUGUGGAUGAUGGACAACAUUCUUUUAAAAAGUACACUUUUCCUUUAAAUCAAUGUAUGUUUUGCAUCCUUAUUCAUUCAUUCAUUCAUCAGGACUUUUUCUUAAGUGUAUAAAAGCUUGUUCUGCAUCACAUGGCACCAAGACGCCCUCUACAGGCAGGAAUACUUAAUGACAUCCUCUGACCGUCCUAACCUGGUGACCUUUAACCCUCACAGCACUGUCGCAGGUUGAAGUGACGUAGAAGCAGGGAGGAAGAAGGGAAAGGAAGGCGCAGGUGAUGAUGGAGGGAGGAGGCAAGGAUACUGAUGGUGGAAGAGUCGAUGACAAGUGACUGCUGCUCUAUGAGUCAUGUAAACAAAGAUGGCGGCUGAAGGGGAAGCGGUCACGCGCAACACAAGAUAAAGGAAGGCGUCAGUGGCAGAUAUAACAAUGGAGGAUAGAGCGGAAAAGUAAAAGCCAUCCGUCCAUUGAAAUGUCGUUUGCUUGUCCAUGAUGCCAGCUAGCCCCACAGUGGCACCCCCCAUGUGCAAAUGCUAGCGUACGUGUAAUACUGUGCUGCACACAUCAGGUUUGAUCAUCAUGAGACAAAUGGAUCAUUCGAUGGUGAAGCAUCCUUGCGUGCCAUGAAGACGCUCGCAUCUUCUUCCGCUGGGCAACACUCACAUGAACAGGGGGGGGCAUCCAUUGAGGUGUGAUUCUUUGGUGGAGGUAUUUUUAUGAUGUCUCUUCACAACACAUAUGGAAGGUGAAAUGGUGAAAGUUAAAAGUUUUAAGUCUGAUGUUUUUUGCACUCAGGUUUCCUCCCACAUUCCAAAACAUGCAUGCUGGCUUCAUGGAGACUAAUUGUCCACAGGUAUGAAUGUGAUUGGUUGUCUAGAUGUGCCCUGCCAUUGGCUGGACACCAGUUCAGGGUGUACCCCGCCCCCGCCUCUCGUCCCAAGUCAGCUGGGAUAGGCUCCAGCAUGCCCCCUUGACCCUAAUGAGGAGAAGCGGCAUAGAAAAUGGAUGGAUGGAAGAUUUUUGCUAAAAGAAUAAAAGAUGAAGCCUUGAUGCUGAGGUAUCAGUCACUGGAUGAACACCUGACAUGGAAAUCACAUGCAUCGUAUGUUAAAAACAUGUUUAUAGUAUUUACAUUGCAUAAUGAGCAUGUUGUAUUGCUCAUUGCAUACACGGCCUUACUUGAGGUAUAGUGCAGACGUCCAGCAUGUGAGCAGUCCUCACCCUUCACAGUCACACGUGGAGAACACAGCAAUAGUUGAUUAUUCUGUCAGGCUUAUUGAAACUUCCACAGAUCGACAGUGGAACCAGACGUUACUUUUUAUGGUCAAAGCCACAAAACAGAAAAGCUGCAAAAACUUUGUUUAUUUCAAAAGAUGAGAAUCGUAGAAGAAAAUGAGAUUUUAGGCAACAAGUUGCUCGGACUGGCCGAGUGGUUAGCAUGUUGGCCCCACAGCCAGGAGAUGUGGAAGACCUAGGUUGGAUUCUCCCUUGGGCAUUUCUGUGUGGAGUUUGCAUGUUCUCCCCGUGUGUGUGUGUGUGUGUCGGGGGGGGGGGGGGGGGG